Molecule: messenger RNA, 2724 nt
Organism: Fibroporia radiculosa
Lineage: Eukaryota; Fungi; Basidiomycota; Agaricomycetes; Polyporales; Fibroporiaceae
Exons: 10
Coding region: 1-2724 (907 amino acids)
Biological process (GO): magnesium ion homeostasis
Cellular component (GO): intracellular membrane-bounded organelle
Source: RefSeq, a predicted model, not a curated record
AUGCCACUCAUCCUCAAUCGCUUUGGGUCUCACUCCUCUAAACUUUUCCUCACUUUCGCAUCCACUGUACUCAACCAUGUGCCCUUCCUGCAUCGCGAUGUCCCGCAAACGCAUACGUACGCAAAGCGAGAAUUGGGUCAUACCGAAUUCAUAGUCUUUGCCUGUCUCAUUCCCGUCCUCGUCAUUUUAUCUGGCUUAUUCGCUGGUCUCACGCUGGGAUACAUGUCCCUAGACGAGACACAGCUCAACGUCCUGAGUAUCAGUGGCACGCCGAUGCAGAAAGUGUACGCGAACAAGAUCAAGCCCAUCCGUAAGGAUGGGCACUUGUUGCUCGUCACGCUUCUCCUCGCAAACAUGAUUGUCAACGAGUCCCUUCCGGUCAUUGCAGAUCCAAUUCUGGGUGGUGGCGUACAGAGUGUCAUCGUCAGCACAGUCCUUAUCGUCAUUUUCUCAGAGAUCAUUCCACAAUCGCUCUGCACGCGUUACGGCCUCUAUUUUGGUGCCAAAAUGGCCGGCUGUGUACGCGUGCUAAUUUGGACUCUUGGCAUUGUCGCAUAUCCUGUAGCGAAAUUACUGGAGUUCGUGUUGGGCCCUCAUCAUGGUAUCAUUUAUCGGCGCGCGGAGCUUAAAGAACUUAUUGCGAUGCAUUCCACCAUGGGUGAGCUCGGCGGUGACCUGAAGACAGACACCGUGACGAUUAUCGGGGGCGCCCUUGAUUUGCAGGAGAAGGAGGUUAGGCAAGCGAUGACGUCGAUCGAGAACGUGUUCAUGCUCAGCAUCGACGCGCGCCUUGAUUACGAGACGCUCCGCCAAAUAUGUCUCACUGGUCAUUCACGUAUCCCGGUAUAUGAGGAAGUAGAGAUUCCUGCCCCACGAUUAGUAACCGGGACGCUUGCAGGCAAGGAUACUCCUGGAACAUCCGCGAACGGGACCGGUUCGGGUUCGAACGCUACUUCCUCUCAGAUAAUCAAGGCAAAGAAGAUUGUUGGUAUCUUACUUGUUAAGCAGUGCGUGCUUCUUGAUCCGAAAGACGCAACACCGAUCCGCAAGAUUCCGCUGAACAAGGUGCCUCUUGUACCAUUUAACGAGUCUUUACUUGGCAUCCUCGACAAGUUCCAAGAAGGGCGAUCACACAUGGCAAUUGUGUCCCGUUUCAGUGUCGAUCGUGCCGCAAGCGUCAAGCAGAUCGUGAAGCGUGGCUUGACUCAAAGACUUCGGGAGGCAAUGAUGGACAGCGAUAGCGACACGGACACUAGCAGUGACGAAGCUGAGGGUAGCAGCUCUCACCCGAAGAAAUGGAAAGACCAUCUAAAACGAAAGUGUAGUGAUCGCGAUGAUGAAAGCAGCGAGAAUGAGGGGACCCUCCGUGAGUCGAGUCCUGCUGACGGAAGCGAUGAUGGCAACACGCUUCCAAGUGGAAGUGGGACAAAGAAGCGUCGCCGGCCAUUCACCUCGCGUGUAAGACGUAAGGACAAGAAUUCACAAGCCAAGGACGUCGACUUGGAAAUGGGUCUCGUUCAGGAUAAAGCCAAGGAAGAGGUCGAGGGAGCCAAGAGUAUAUUGCCGAAUUUAGCUCUUCCUCGUAUGGGCUUCUGGGGGCGUGAACAGGAUGUCCCUGCCGAUGCGGUCCUGUCUACUGAAGGUGUAGAGGAGUUGUUGCAAAGCGUGGAUCCGUCGAUAAUGCCGCUUGGUAUCAUCACCCUUGAAGACGUACUGGAAGAGCUUAUUGGCGAAGAAAUCUAUGAUGAGUUUGACCCACAGGGACACCCCGAUCUGUCGUACGCUGUGUCGGAUUCCAAGCCUAAACUGAAGUUGGCCGGGUUCGCGCCUAUCCGGCGUCGACGCUCCGCCCCUCAGCUCGCACCAUCGUCGAUAGUUAGAAAGCCUACCUCGGCUUCCGUUCCACCUUCUCCCCCUAGUGUUGCUGUAAGUAGCAAUACAAGUUCGCCUGGGUCUUUACAUAUCAAAGGACAAGCGCCGGUGCAGAUCGUGAAACCGGUUGCGAUGCCUGCAUUACCGUUGCGCGGCCUGAAUGCUCUUACUCUGAAGGGCCUCGGAUCGAAGGUGUCCAGGUCUCGGAGUGCACCCCCUACGCCGAGGAAUAUGGAUGGGUCGGUAAGCGGGGGAGACCGGGACGGCGAUCCAACACCGGGAAUCGUAUUAGAAGGCGCAGUGGUAGUUACCCCGCCACCGUCGACCAGCCCUGACGACAACGAGCAACGGGACGCCGAGAUGGAGAAAGACAUUAGUCUAAUAGACGUGUAUGCCAUAGAGGAUAGCCCUAUUCCGCCCCCCACGAUCCCGAUGGUUGUCCAUGCGGAGCAGAGCGUCUUGGGUGCGCGUGCCAGACUAUCUCCUGCACAGCAACCGUCGACGCCGAGCGCAUCGCCCCGCCUAUAUCCCCAGCCGCCUGUUUCCAAUGCGGCGCUACCCCCGGGCGUGAACAUGGCUCUUGCUGCGGGCUCGAAGCCAACCUCACGCAGCUCUUCGCCGUCGCCGUCGCUCGAGCAAGCGAUACUGAUCGAGCGCAAGAGGCGUGCGGCGUCCUCGGGCUCGGGUAGCAUGCCCGUGCCGAAAGGUGGCAGGUUCAAAAGUAGCCCACUGACGGGAGAGCGGAGUGGCGUGGUGGUUGCGGAGCGUGUCAAGCGGCAGUUGAGCACCAGGGAGGAGAGUCCAGAACCAGAACCCGCCAAGGAGGAGGCCCCGGACAUAAGCAAAGAGUAA